This is a messenger RNA of Condylura cristata (star-nosed mole), 1506 nucleotides long. RefSeq names its product peptidylprolyl isomerase F (gene PPIF). The coding region runs from base 45 to 677 and encodes 210 amino acids. Gene Ontology annotation, cellular component: mitochondrion. Lineage: Eukaryota; Metazoa; Chordata; Mammalia; Eulipotyphla; Talpidae. Gene Ontology annotation, molecular function: peptidyl-prolyl cis-trans isomerase activity. The transcript has 6 exons. Gene Ontology annotation, biological process: protein peptidyl-prolyl isomerization; protein folding; regulation of mitochondrial membrane permeability involved in programmed necrotic cell death. The record is from RefSeq and is a predicted model, not a curated record.
CGUUGGCUCGCACCGCCGCUCCACUGUCCCGACCCGCACUCGCGAUGCUGGCGCUGCGCAGCGGCUCCCGCCUGCUGGGCCUGCUUCCCUGCCCGCGCUCCGCGCCGCUGCGGUUCCCGGCGACCCGAGCUUGCAGCAGCAGCAGCAGCGGCGGCGGCACCCGCAGUUCCUCCUCUUCCCCUGGAAACCCGCUUGUGUACCUGGACGUGGGUGCCGACGGGCAGCCCCUCGGCCGCGUGGUGCUGGAGCUGAAGGCAGAUGUUGUCCCAAAGACAGCAGAGAACUUCAGAGCCCUGUGUACCGGGGAGAAGGGCUUUGGCUACAAAGGUUCCACCUUUCACCGAGUGAUUCCAUCCUUCAUGUGCCAGGCGGGUGACUUCACCAACCACAAUGGCACAGGGGGCAAAUCCAUCUAUGGCAGCCGCUUUCCAGAUGAAAACUUCACGCUGAAGCACGUGGGACCAGGUGUGCUGUCCAUGGCAAAUGCAGGCCCCAACACCAAUGGCUCCCAGUUCUUCAUCUGCACCAUAAAGACGGACUGGCUGGAUGGCAAACAUGUCGUGUUUGGCCAUGUCAAAGAGGGCAUGGAUGUCGUGAAGAAAAUAGAGUCUCUUGGCUCCAAGAGUGGGAAACCAUCCAAGAAGAUUGUCAUCACAGACUGUGGCCAGUUGAGCUAACCCACCGGGGCUCCAGGCCAGCAGCAGCGCGCGUGUGUGACUCACCCAGGUAGCUGCCAUGGGCUCCUGGUGAAGGUGCCCUAGGUGGCCUGUGCUCGCUCCACCAUCACUGCACUCGAGGAAUACCUCUCAGGAAUCUGGGGCCCCGGGGCCACCAGACUGCUUCCCAUGUCCGCUCUUCCCCACUACUCUGUUUCUGGACGCCGCGCAUCACGGCUAAGUGUCGCCUGCUCCUCAAGCCUCCCUGUGGGGGCCCAGCCCGAGUUCACCUGUGCCUUGGACGCCAGGGUGGUGAAGACUGUCUUCCAGGGAAGAUCUCUGCCUUUUGCUCGGCCACAGGACAAAACCUGUUGCUGCAAAAGGACUGUUGUAUCCAUCUACUUCCGUCUUCCUAGUUGUAAUAAUCUGAUGAGCAAGGUUGCCUGGAGGUGAGGCUGUUGCACUGCACAGUGCUGUGGUGUGACCUGGCUGGUGACCCAGGCCCGGGGCUCGGCCUUUGAGGGCUUCUGUGAAAGGUCCUCGGCCAAGGCUCUCAGCCUAGCUACUGUGAAUCCUGCUGGCUUGCUGCUGUUGAUUCUGUGGAGACCUGGAGGGGUGAACCAGGGAACAACAGCCGUGUGAGCUGUGCCUAUCAAUGUGAAUUGCUGUGUCAGCCUGGAAAUGGCUCCUAAAAACUGUAUUCCCUGAAGGUCAGUGCGUGCUGCCUGGCAGGCUUUGAUUUUUUUUUCUGUUUAGUAAAUCAAAUCUAAUUCUAGAUCUAAUAUACUUCUGGAACAUUUAUUUAUGUUCACCUUAAAUGUGACAAUAAAUCCUAUUUUCUAUAAAACAC